Molecule: messenger RNA, 2355 nt
Organism: Cynara cardunculus var. scolymus (artichoke)
Lineage: Eukaryota; Viridiplantae; Streptophyta; Magnoliopsida; Asterales; Asteraceae
Product: potassium transporter 4-like
Exons: 10
Coding region: 1-2355 (784 amino acids)
Biological process (GO): potassium ion transmembrane transport; cell tip growth
Cellular component (GO): membrane
Molecular function (GO): potassium ion transmembrane transporter activity
Source: RefSeq, a predicted model, not a curated record
AUGGAGCCUCAAACUGGGACCUCAACAUCUCAGUUAGGAAUGCAGUUUUUCUUCCUUCUUCCACGAAAUUUAUUGUUGGCAUAUCAAAGUUUCGGCGUUGUAUAUGGAGACUUGAGCACUUCACCUCUGUACGUCUAUAGAAGUGUGUUUGCUGUCGCUCUGCAAAAUCAUCAAAAUCCGGAAGUUAUUUUUGGGGCAUUUUCCUUGAUCUUUUGGGCCUUAACAUUAAUCCCACUUCUGAAAUACACGUGUAUUGUAUUGAGUGCAGAUGAUUGUGGUGAAGGUGGAACAUUUGCUCUUUACUCACUACUCUGCAGGCAUGCAAAGUUUAGUUUACUUCCCAAUCAACAAGCAGCUGAUGAGGAGUUGUCUUCUUACAAAUACGGUUCUUCAGGACACCCUCCAUCCUCUUCGUCAUUGCAUCGUUUUCUGGAGAGGCAUAAAAAAUCACGCACAACUUUACUUGUUGUGGUACUGUUGGGAGCUUCAAUGGUCAUUGGUGAUGGUGUGAUAACUCCUGCAAUCUCUGUUUUAUCGGCCGUAUCAGCAUUUCAAGUCAAAGGUGUGGGAGUAGCGUUAACUCAUGGGCAACUAGUAUUAUUGGCAUGUGUUGUAUUGGUCGGUCUGUUUGCUCUACAACACUUUGGUACUCACAGGGUGGCUUUUGUCUUUGCACCGGUUAUUAUUUUGUGGUUGGUUUCAAUAUUUUCUAUCGGGCUAUAUAAUAUCAUACGUUGGAACCCGAAGAUUGUUCAUGCAUUUUCUCCGCAUUAUAUAAUCAAGUUCUUUAGUGAAACUCGUAAAGAAGGCUGGAUUUCACUUGGGGGAGUCCUUCUCUCCAUAACAGGAACUGAAGCUAUGUUUGCAGAUCUUGGCCAUUUUACUGCCUCCUCAAUAAGACUUGCAUUUGGAUUCUUUGUGUACCCUUGUUUGGUUAUACAAUACAUGGGUCAGGCCGCUUACUUGUCUAAAAACAUUACUUCCAUUCCCGACAGUUUCUACAAAUCUAUACCUGAGCCGAUAUUUUGGCCUGUUUUUGCACUUGCUAACUUAGCAGCUGUUGUUGGGAGUCAAGCUAUCAUUACAGCUACCUUCUCCAUUGUCAAACAAUGUCAUGCCCUUGGUUUUUUUCCAAGGGUCAAAAUUGUCCACACUUCUAAACACAUGUUCGGCCAGAUCUAUAUACCAGAAAUUAACUGGAUCCUCAUGAUUCUUACUCUUUUGAUCACUGUUGGAUUCCAGGACACAACUCAAGUUGGAAAUGCUUAUGGGCUUGCGUGCAUGACGGUUAUGUUCAUCACAACUUUUCUCAUGGGACUCGUUAUAACCUUCGUGUGGCAGAAAAACGUUAUAUAUGGCAUGUCAUUUCUUCUCUUUUUUGGGUUCAUCGAGGGUGUGUACCUAUCGGCUGCAAUCAGAAAAGCUCCUCAAGGAGGUUGGGUGUCUCUUUUGCUUGCCUGUGUGUUUAUGUUCAUCAUGUUUGUGUGGCAUUAUGGUACUCGAAGAAAAUACAAACACGAUAUGCACAAUAAAGUUCAACUGAAAUGGCUUCUGAACCUUGGACCAAGCUUGGGUAUUGUUCGUGUGCCUGGAAUAGGCCUCAUAUACUCUGAACUUGCGACAGGCAUCCCAUCCAUUUUUUCGCAUUUUGUGAUGAAUCUACCUGCUUUUCACAAUGUUUUGGUGUUUGUAUGCGUGAAAUACGUUCCGGUACCCUUUGUUUCACUUGAUGAACGGUACCUGAUCGGGCGUGUGUGCCCGAGGCCUUAUCGUAUGUACAGGUGCAUUAUGAGAUAUGGUUAUAAAGACAUCCCAAAAGACGACGAAAACUUUGAGAAUCAACUGACACAAAGCAUAGCCGAGUUUAUACAAAUGGAAGCAGUCGAGCCUCAAUCACCGAACUCCGAGGCUUCAUCGUUUGAUGGACGAAUGGCGGUCAUAAGCAGCAGGUCGAUAGAAUCAAGGCCUGCAUUGAUCAUCUCGGAUCACGUGGAUCCUACAGAAAAUAUGAAAUCAUCGAGACUGAAGAUUCUGAGGGGUUGGUACGAUGAGGAAAAGGCAGCAGAAGAAAUGAAUCCGAGGAGACGAGUGAGGUUUGAAGUGGCGCCAAGGAAUGGGGAUGUGGAUGGUGGGGUUCGGGAUGAGCUAUUGGCAUUGGUGGAGGCCAAAGAGGCGGGGGUUGCAUACAUAACGGGGUUCUCCUACAUAAAGGCUAGGAAGGCUUCAUCGUUGUUGAAGAAGUUUGUGAUCGAUGUGGUGUAUUCCUUCUUACGGAAGAACUGCAGGCGGCCUGCGGUUGCGCUGCACAUUCCUCACAUCAGCCUCAUUGAAGUUGGGAUGAUGUAUUAUGUUUAA